UCCCACCAGACCCAUCUUCUCUCUCCCUCCUCCCCUCACUUCACCAUAGUAUUCUUCAUCAGUGAAAGAAGCUCGGAGGGAGAAGAGGAGAGAUGGGAGAGUGGACGGCAGUACAAAACUGAACCCCAUCUCUCUCUCUCCCUCUCUUCCUGCAAGAAAUGAUGAGGUCCCUUGAGCCGGCAGCCGAGCAGAAGGCCUCAUCGUCCUUCGCUAACCUCCUCUCCAUCUUCCUCGGAGUCAGCUCCUCCGAGCCGAAGCCGAAGCGGAGCUUUGACGCAGAGGGUGUCGUCGGGCUCGGCAUCGUCGCUGCCAUGAGCACCGCACGGCUUACAGCCAAGCCGAUUGCCAUCGGCCCUGCCGCACGGCGCCGUGCCCGGGAGGAAGACCAGAUGUCCGAGAGCUACACUUGCGUCAUCACGCAUGUGGCUGGCGCCGGCGAGGGCGGUGGCAGCGUGCGGAGGCGCGUGUACUUCGGGUUUGGAGAAGGCGGGGGUGGCUGGUUCGUGGAAGCCUGUGAGGAGGAGCCGGCGAGGGAGGCUGACUUCUUGAGCCGGUGCUGCCUGUGCGGCAAGCGGCUUGAUGGGCUUGACAUCUACAUGUAUAGGGGGGAGAAGGCCUUCUGCAGCUCCGAGUGCCGGUGCCACCAGAUGUUAAUGGAUGAUCAUGCAGAAAACUGUGGAUCAAAAGCCUUCAGAGCCAACAACUACUCAGCAUCGCCAUGCUCUGCACCAAUGUCCUUCUCCCCUAGCGUCGCAGCAGCCUAGUUGACCGAACUGCGUAAUGUUCAAGCUGCUUCUCAGUUCUGUAGUAGCAGCAAAUCUAGAGAUCGAAAAGAUCAUUUAAGAGAAUGCAAAUAUAGAGUAAUUUCUAUAAAAAAAACGUUGGAACUGUGGCUUAAAUAAAAUAGGAAGAAAAUUUUGGGCCAUCCACUUCAAAAAUGUUCAGCACUUAAGUGCGAUUGCAUUUCUCUGUACCAAGCGGAGGUGAUUAGCACUUGGCAGAUAAAUUUGAUAAUGUCCUAGUCUGAAGUUUCAGAAAGAGAAGCAGUUAAUAUUGAUGCA
Lolium perenne is the source of this 1061-nucleotide messenger RNA. Its product is annotated as FCS-Like Zinc finger 12. The record is from RefSeq and is a predicted model, not a curated record. Lineage: Eukaryota; Viridiplantae; Streptophyta; Magnoliopsida; Poales; Poaceae.